Dipodomys ordii (Ord's kangaroo rat) is the source of this 975-nucleotide messenger RNA. It is a transcript of the gene Ift25, whose product is annotated as heat shock protein family B (small), member 11. Lineage: Eukaryota; Metazoa; Chordata; Mammalia; Rodentia; Heteromyidae. The transcript has 8 exons. The record is from RefSeq and is a predicted model, not a curated record. Gene Ontology annotation, cellular component: cilium; centrosome; intraciliary transport particle B. Gene Ontology annotation, biological process: intraciliary transport. Bases 230 to 661 code for a protein of 143 amino acids.
CUCAGGGACCUGAGCAAGGGGGCGGGGUCGCCGCGCGGCUGGGGGGCGGCGUGGACCCGGAGCUACCCGGAGGCCCAGGCGAGCGGAACUCUGAAGACACAAUCCAGCCUCUGCCCUUUCUUCCUUAUUUAAAAGAAAACUGGUGGCUGUAAAAGGCCCUAUAGUCAAACUCAAUAUUUUUUCAGAUUCAUUUUUAUUGACAUAUACAACAGAAAGGCUAAACACAAAAAUGAGAAAAGUUGAUCUCUGCUUGAACUCUGAAGGGUCUGAAGUGAUUUUAGCUACAUCCAGCGAUGACAAACACCCACCUGAAAACAUAAUUGAUGGGAAUCCAGAAACAUUUUGGACCACCACAGGAAUGUUUCCCCAGGAAUUCAUUAUUUGUUUUCACAAACAUGUAAAGAUUGAAAAGCUUAUAAUUCAAAGUUACUUAGUGCAGACCCUGAAGAUUGAAAAGACCACAGCUAAAGAGCCAACUGGUUUUGAGCUGUGGAUCCAGAAAGAUUUAGUGCACACAGAGGGACAGCUUCAGAAUGAAGAAAUUGUGGCCCGCGAUGGCUAUGCCACUUACUUGAGAUUCAUUAUUUUAUCAGCCUUCGAUCAUUUUGCAUCUGUGCAUAGCAUUUGUGCAGAGGGAAUAGCAGUAUCAACGCUUUCUUAGUAACUAUAAUGAAAUGUUCUUACAUGAUUCUUAACAAUAUAUUUACUUCAACAUGAAAUUUUCACCAAAAUACGUUAUUAAAAGGGUUUGUGUCAAACUUUUUUAGCUUUUAUUUAUAUUUACUUCAGCAUUUUGGGUAAGACAUUUUGAUUUCAUCAGUCAGCACCAUGGAAUAUGUAAAAACUUUGGCUUCAAUAUACACAGUAAUCAAGGCUGGGACAAUACAUGAAAAUUUUAACUGAUAAUGCAUUAUGUCCCCACAGUAUCUCAGUGCAUUUUGUAAUAAAGUAACACAGACUUAGUGACUUAAACAA